This is a messenger RNA of Rangifer tarandus platyrhynchus (Svalbard reindeer), 399 nucleotides long. Lineage: Eukaryota; Metazoa; Chordata; Mammalia; Artiodactyla; Cervidae. The record is from the annotation of a GenBank genome assembly.
AUGACCCCAUGGACUGCAGCACACCAGGCUUCCCUGUCCUUCACCAACUCCCGAAGCUUGCUCAAACUCAUGUCCAUUGCGUCGGUGAUGCCAUCCAACCAUCUCAUCCUCUGUUGUCCCCUUCUCCCGCCUUCAUUCUUUCCCAGCAUCGGGGUCUUUUUCAAGGAGUCAGUUCUUCACAUCAGGUGGCCGAAGUAUUGGAGUUUCAAUUUCAGCAUCAGUCCUUCCAAUGAAUAUUCAGGACUGAUUUCCUUUAUGAUUGGCUGGUUUGAUCUCCUUGCAGUCCAAGGGACUCUCAAGAGUCUUCUCCAACACCACAAAAACAAAAGCAUCAAUUCUUUGGUGCUCAGCUUUCUUUAUAGUGCAACUCUCCUAUCCAUACAUAUGGAAAAACCAUAG